CGGGGACUGCGUGGGCAAAGGCCCCAGGCCAUAAAUCCGGGCGGGGCCUCCCCGGAGGCCAGUGCGCGGCCGCGGAGCUCGACCCGAGCGUCGCUCCGCCCCCAGGGAGAGCCGGCGCCACCAUGGAGGAGUACCAUCGGCACUGCGACGAGGUUGGCUUCAAUGCUGAUGAAGCCCACAAUAUCGUCAAAGAGUGUGUAGAUGGGGUCUUAGGUGGUGAAGAUUAUAAUCAGAACAACAUCAACCAGUGGACUGCAAGCAUAGUGGAGCAAUCUUUAACACAUUUGGUUAAGUUGGGAAAAGCUUAUAAAUAUAUUGUGACCUGUGCAGUGGUCCAGAAGAGUGCAUAUGGCUUUCACACAGCCAGCUCGUGCUAUUGGGAUACCACAUCUGAUGGAACUUGUACCGUAAGAUGGGAGAACCGGACCAUGAACUGUAUUGUCAACGUUUUCGCCAUUGCUAUUGUUCUGUAACUGACUAAAAAUGGGCUAAAGCCAUUAACUUAAGAAUGUGUCAUUAUAUCCUGUCAAAAAAGAGUAAUAGUUACUUAUUAAUGUGCUAGAUGACAAAUGUAGAGUAUGCUUUAAAGCUAUCAACAAAUACUGAAUAUUAUAAGCACGCAAUCUCAUAGUGAUUUGACAGAUUAUCUCAUAUUCUAUACAGCAUCAUUUAAAUAAGAAAAAUUGAAUGUUAGCAAAAAUAUAUGCAGAAAUAUGGCAUGACAUGAAAAUAUAAUCUUCUAUUUACGCCAGCUUUUCAUUAACAUUAUGUACCUAAGUUGAUGGGGAAAUCCAUUCACAUAAUAAAAUUAUCUUCCAGCUAGAGAAGUUAACAGGGAUAAGCAUAUGAACAAAAAGCUGCAAGAAUAAAUGUGGAUAAAAUGAUAUGAGUAGUUAACACCUUUCAGUUUUUAUUUCUUCCUUUCACUUAGUUGUACAUGAUAGUUAGUGGAAAGUAACUCUGUUCUUUUAUUUUUCUGUCAACUAAUAAUACAAUGACAACUAUGCUCAACUUGUUUACUUUUUCUGAUAAUUGGUAAGUAAAUAUUUUUUAUUUCAAAUUUUUGGAUUUACACUUGAGAAUGAAUUAAAUCUGGUAACCUGAAUUUCCUAGUUAAGCAAAAUUAGUUACAGUAUAUGAUGAACAGUAUAUGACUCAAACAGCUGCCUUAUAAUUCACUCAUUCCAUGUGGAACAAACAUUUAUUGAAUGCCUAUUAUGAGCAUAUUUCUCUGCUAAGCACUGCAGUUAUCAAUGUGCUGUUCAAAUGCUAAGUUCCUUUUCACAACUGUUCAGUUGGAAAACUAGCAUUUCUGUAUGGAGAGGGAAAAAGUAGUUGUUUUACAAAGGAAGAAAUAGUGACUACGGUUACACAUAAAGACAUAAGCAAAAUGAAAAGCACCUAUUGCUGACAGAAUUAUAGAUGCAAUUUUAAGAGUUGCUUUUAGCAAGUUAAAAUGCAUAAAAUGUGCAACUCUUAGUUAAAGCCUUAUUACCAGUCUUACUUAUACAAGUAGUACAUUUUAUUAUUGCUUUAGUUUCAACCAUCUGUAAAUAAUUUUAAAAACUUAUGUGGGGUUCAAAUUCAGUGGAAUAAAGUAUAGACUAAAAGUGUACAAUCAUUAGCAGGUUAUCUAAUAUCUCAGGGCUUAUAAAAUGCAAUUAAAUUUAUUAAGAAAAUAAAAGAUGAAAAAUUAGGGUACACAGCUGGCCACCAAAUGCAAAGUCAAUCUGCUGCUUAACCAUGAAAACAAAAUCAGUUUUGCAUAUUACCACUAAUACAUAUAGUGGAACCAUAAAUCAUUGAAUUUGGGGGGAAAAAGCUUAGUAUUGAUAUUGACAAUAUUAAGGCAGUAUUUCUUGUAGGAAUACUAUGUGCAUGUUUGAUGUUUUGCUGAAUAAUAAAAAUUGUUCGAUGUUUAAGAAAAAAUAUUUUAAAAAAUGAUAAAGUUCAAUACAGUAAUCCACAUUUUUGGCACAUCAAAAAGUCUCAAUCAUUAUCUUUAUGUUACUUUAUUGCUGCUGGCUUUUGUGCCCUUAAAGAUUAUAAUAGUGACCAAAAUAAAUGUGCAGUGAAGACUUAUUUUUGAUUAUUGUUGUCGAAGCCUGAUUUUUAAAAAAUAAUCAAUUCAUACCUCGUGAACUUGCUAUCUGCUCUGUUUCUAGUUAAAAUAUAAUAAAAAUUAUCUUCCUGUGCAUA
Carlito syrichta (Philippine tarsier) is the source of this 2199-nucleotide messenger RNA. RefSeq names its product dynein light chain Tctex-type 3 (gene DYNLT3). Gene Ontology annotation, biological process: microtubule-based movement. The coding region runs from base 123 to 473 and encodes 116 amino acids. Gene Ontology annotation, cellular component: cytoplasmic dynein complex; kinetochore; cytoplasm. The record is from RefSeq and is a predicted model, not a curated record. NCBI's taxonomy places the organism in Eukaryota, Metazoa, Chordata, Mammalia, Primates, Tarsiidae. Gene Ontology annotation, molecular function: dynein intermediate chain binding. The transcript has 5 exons.